Molecule: messenger RNA, 996 nt
Organism: Penicillium waksmanii
Lineage: Eukaryota; Fungi; Ascomycota; Eurotiomycetes; Eurotiales; Aspergillaceae
Exons: 1
Coding region: 1-996 (331 amino acids)
Source: RefSeq, a predicted model, not a curated record
AUGUCCAGCAGCGACAUCUCCGGCAGUAACUACGGCCUAGCCGCACGUUCAUCUACUGGAAACAUUGCUGAGCGUACCACCGUUGCAUGUCUCACCGCAAUCGCCUGGUACAACGCAUUGGAACUUAUCGUCCUUUGUUUCACCACCUUUAAACGCUAUGGCGGCUGCUACUUUUGGUGCCUUCUCAUCUCCUCAUUCAGCAUCAUCCCCUUCGGCUUGGGAUACCUCCUCAUUAUCUUCGAUGUCUACGACAGCUAUUUCUCAGUGGCGAUGGAGCUCAUUGCCUGGAUUUGCAUGGUAACCGGUCAAUCGCUGGUUCUUUGGUCACGAUUGCAUCUAGUCGUACAUAGCCCAACCGUCCUUCGCUGGACCCUCGCCAUGAUAAUCGUCGAUGCGAUAAUCUUCCACGUCCCUGCAUCCGUCCUCGAACUCGGCAGCCACUCCAAUAAAGCCGACCUCUUCACGCCAGGCUUCAAUAUUUUCGAGCGCAUCCAAUUGAUCGCCUUCUCCGUCCAAGAAGCAAUACUGUCUAUGAUAUACUCUUGGGAAGCAGUGCGAUUAUUGAACCUCCGGCCCAGGGGUAAUUACCGCGGCACUUUGGUCCAAUUACUGGUGGUCAAUCUUGCGAUGAUCUGCAUGGACGCUGCAAUUAUCGGCGUCCAAUACUCCGGUCUCUUCGAUGUUCACGUUACUCUGAAAGCCUUCGCCUACAGUGUUAAACUCAAAUUAGAAUACGCCAUCCUAGGCAAACUCGUCGACGCCACGACGCAAAAGUUCGGCAGCAGCGUUUCCGCCCCGACCGACCUGUCGGAUUUCGUGGAUCUUUCGCACCAUACCAAUAGCCAGCCACCAGCGGAUAGCGACAGCCAGGCGCGAAUAUGGGACGAUCCGGAAAAUAUUGCUCUGCAGCAGACGCGUGGGUCAUCAAAGUUAUCUUCGGAUCCGCGAGUGAGUGAAACUGCAACGCCUGAUUCGGAUCGGAGCGUACUGCGAUGA